Halichondria panicea is the source of this 2774-nucleotide messenger RNA. Its product is annotated as protein O-mannosyl-transferase Tmtc3-like. Gene Ontology annotation, cellular component: endoplasmic reticulum. The coding region runs from base 213 to 2645 and encodes 810 amino acids. The record is from RefSeq and is a predicted model, not a curated record. Gene Ontology annotation, molecular function: protein binding; mannosyltransferase activity. NCBI's taxonomy places the organism in Eukaryota, Metazoa, Porifera, Demospongiae, Suberitida, Halichondriidae. The transcript is spliced from 7 exons. Gene Ontology annotation, biological process: protein O-linked glycosylation via mannose.
UACAGUUUGUAAAUAGAAGAAUGCUGUGUCUAUGUGUGUCUUCAUUUGUGGUUGCUAAUGAUCGAUACAGCCACACUAUAACAAGCAUGGUUUCAGUUUUCAACUUCUGUUCGGUGUAUAUGGCUACGUACUACUAUAACCUACAUGCAGUGUAGUUCUGAGUGAAGAAUAAAAUAUCAAUCAUUAUACUCUAGACGUGGACAGAUAGUAUAAUGGCUACAAUCGGUUCUGGAUCAGCAACCCAUCUCAUCGGAGCAGCCUCUGCAAUCGUAGCUACUCUUCUCUACCUAAACUCUCUCAAUGGAGAUCUAGUGUUCGAUGACACGGUCGCCAUAAAAACAAACGCUGACCUUCGACCCUCGUCACCCUGGACUGACAUACUCUGGCAUGAUUUCUGGGGAUACAAAAUAACAGAUGAUACCAGUCAUAAAUCGUACCGUCCUCUCUGUUCCGCUACAUUUAAGAUGAACUUUCAUUUACACAAUCUAGAACCUAUGGGGUACCACCUGGUGAAUGUGGCCAUCAAUGCGUUAGUGUGCUACUUGUUUGCCCUUGUGAGUGCGCGUGUGUUUGAGGGUCGGCUGUUACCCACCCUCCUGUCUUCACUUCUCUAUACUGUUCAUCCCAUCCACACUGAGGCGGUAGCUGGUGUGGUGGGGAGAGCUGAGCUAAUGUGUGCAGCAUUUUGUUUGCUGGCUCUACUGGUGCAUGCCAUGAUGGACAAGAAGGGAUGGAAACAGAUAAUCGUCAUGGCAAUUUUGUGUCUGGCAUCUUUCCUUAGCAAGGAGCAGGGAAUCAUGGCUGCUUCAGCCUGUCUUGCUUAUGACGUUCUUAUCAUACAUAAGCUGGAUCUUAAGGCCAUAUUGGGCCUGCUGAAAUCAAAGCCACGUACUCAGGAGAGGAAGUUACUAAGCAGAGCUGUUAUUCUUGGUGUUUUCUCACUCUGCCUGCUCCUGACUAGAGUACUGAUUGCGCAGGGGAGUCCAAAGUUUUCUCGAUCGGACCAGCCUGGCCAGAAACUGUCCACACCUUAUCGUCAGUUUUAUUACCUCUAUUUGACGCUAGUUAACGCCCAGCUGUUACUCUUCCCAUCUAUGCUCCGACAAGACUACCGAUUUGGCUACAUCCCCCUCAUCGAAUCUCUAUCUGACUAUCGCCUCAUUUUAACUCUGAUAUUCUUCAUUUCCCUUUUCGUGUUUGGAUUGAUUGUGCUUACUAGGAGAAGAUCAUACUCGAACUCGGCAUGUUUUUCUCUUGCCUUAAUUAUACUCUUCUUUCUACCUUCGAGCAAUCUGUUUGUGAAAGUUGGGUUCGUUGUUGCUGAAAGAGUAUUGUACGUACCUAGUAUGGGAGCCUGCCUGUUGGUUGGUCUAGGAGCAUCGUACUUGUUUCGGUCCGGGAAUCGAAUUGUAAGAAUGGUUUCAAAGUUUGGAAUUGGACUUCUGAUCAUUUCCUACUCUGCUAAGACAUUUCACAGGAGUAGUGUUUGGAAUACUGGAAUGGGACUUUACGUUGAGGCGUUAAAACAGUAUCCCAAUGAUGCUCUUAUGCUGAGCAACCUAGCUUAUGUGUUUACAGCUAAAAACGACACGGCAAUGGCGGAACAGAUUGAACUGUAUGCAAUCAAGACGAACCCUAAGUUUGUCCAACCGUACAGGAACUACGGCUCACUGCUUCAGGGGCAGCAGAGAUACAAGGAAGCAGAACAAAUGUACAGGAAAGCUAUAGAACUUUCAGGACCUGUGAUACGAAAAUACCAACAAACAGCUGAAACCUACAAGUCGUUGGCUGAAGUUAUCAGCGUAGAUGAGACGAGAUACCAUGAGAGCUUGCACGUGAUUGAUAAAUUAGUGUCAAUAGCUCAUAACAACCCGUUGGCACAUUUUGAAAGAGGGAGGUAUCUACUGAAACUUAACAAAACGGAGGAAGCAGAUCGUGCUUUACGAAGAAAUGUCCAAGCAUCUUCCGACAAAGCGACUGCUCUUUUGGAGAUUGGGAAGUUGUAUUUGAGUGAAAAUCUUGUUAAUAAAGCAGCUGAAACAUUUCGAGAAGGAGUGGACAAGUAUCCCAAGUAUGGCUAUUUAAUGUUGGAGCUAGGAUGUCUGAUAGCAACCAAUACGACGGUUGUUCUGGAAGACCUUAAGCUGGCUAUUCGAUACUUGAAGGCUAUUGUGAGAGCAGACCCCACCUACGAACGAGCUCACUUCCAUCUUGGUCUGAUAUACAUCAAGCUGAAUAAAUUGCAACAAGCAAGAGAUUUCUUCGAAACAACUCUCCAGCUAAAUUCAACGCACACAGAUGCUGCAAUUUUGGUUAGCUAUACUCAAUAUGUGGCAGAAAAUUACACUGGAGUUGUGAAUGUAUUAUCAACUAUUUCCCUCGACGACAUGAUCGAUAGCAGUUACUUUGAUGUGAUCAGUCUCCUUGGCAACUCGUACAUAGGCUUGGGCAUGUACGAUCAAGCGCAGGAACUCUAUGACAGUGUGCUAAGCAGAGACGCUGAGAAUCUGGGUGCUUUGAAUGGAUUAGGUGCCCUUCGAGCGAAACAAAACAACAUCAAUGAAUCGAUGGAUUACUUUAAAAGAGUUCUCAGUCUAGACAGUGGAAACAAACAAGCAUUAAACUUUCUCAGAACUCUCAAGUAAUCAUUAUAAUUUUUAUUGAUCAGUCUAAUAGUUUUUAAUAUAAUAGAGUGAAUUUUGUAAUUGUUUACACAGAAAGUUUGUAUACGUAUAAUUAUACGAGCACAUGCAAAGAUGAUCAACAUUUGUUAU